CACAGUAGUGGCGCCAAACAAGGUGUUGUUCAAACAAACACUAUUCAUCAUUUCAGCGAAGAAGCAAGUCGAGUCACAAGUAUGGAGGAGAAUUGGGAAUCACUCGAUGUGGAUGACUCAGAUCUCCCUUCUCUAAUCCUCCGUCCUUGCUCCAAUUCCAACAAACACAAUCACAAUCACAUCUCUCAACCACAACAGCAGCAUCAUCAACAACAACCACAGCGAACUCCACCGCUAAUUUCGCCGCGCUUAAUCCCCGGUCCAGCCGGAAAAAUACAAGCCGCGAUGAACCGGAAAAGACUUCACCACUCCGAUUCACCGCUUCUUCCUACUCAGGACUUUCUUCUCAAGGCGGCGCAAUGCUCCGAUCUCUCGUUUCAGGAUGAUGAUGAUUUUAAAGCGGAUGCCUGGCUUCGUGCGCUUCGUUUUCUCGGAAACGCCCAAAGCACUACGAAGGAUUUUGUUCUUCAAACCACGCCUUUGUCUCGUGUCGGUAGCAGUUUGCCUGAUGGCAUUGUUAAUCAGGUUGUUGCCAUUAUCAAUUCUUGCACACCAAAUGGUCUUGGUGAUAUGACGGUCACGCUGAAGGACACUACAGGUUUAAUUGAUGCUACCAUCCACCGUAAAGUACUGACUGAGAGUGAAUUUGCAAAAGACAUAUCUGUGAAAGCAGCUAUCAUUCUUAAGAAGGUUUCUAUAUUUGCACCUUCAUCAAAAACUGUCUAUCUCAACAUCACAAGGAGCAAUGUGGUGAAGGUGUUUCAUAAGGAUGUUACACCGGCAUCGGGCAAUACAAAUGUUGUUGCACCUAGAGUAACAUAUCUUCCUCCAGAUAUCAGUAAAAAAUCACGAGUGCUGGAAGACGAAUUGGCACAGGAGCAUGGGCGAACCAAAGAAAUUAUGCAUGAGGUCUGUCAAGUAGCUACUGGUGGUCGAAACUGGCUUCUUGAUAAUCAAAAGAAAAAUGGAUCAUUGUUACCGGAAAGUGGCAGUGAUGAAUUUGGCAGAGUCAAAAAUACUAGUACACAGAACAAAGCCUUUUGGGCUAGGGAGUGUAGUGCUACCACUGAAAUAUACGAGAAAGCUGGUGCUGAUGUUGCCGGUGAUAACCAUAUGACUUUGGAUAGCAAUGAGAAGAGACCAAAAGUUAAUAAUUUGUCAGAGGGACACAAAAACAGUGUUUUUGUAGGGAACUUGAACAUGGACCAUGGUGAUGAAACUCAGCAAACAGACAAAGCUGUGAAGCAAAGUUGUAUUUCAAAAGUUUCCCUUCCGCAGUGGACAGAUGAACAGCUACUUGAGCUGUUUGAAGAUGAUGAACCUCUCUUCUGAGUUCACCUGGUAACGGGGUUUAUUUUUUUUUUGACGGAUGGUAACAGAAAAUUUUGAGUGUAAAGAUUAGUAGGAAUCACGUAGACUGUCAUUUCUGUACAGUUUCAUUUGAUAUUAUUUUUAGUUUGAUAACAAGUUAAGAUCAUUCUUAAAGUAGACAAAGUACAACUUUGGUCUCCAUAUUUUCUUUCUGCAUAACCAUCAA
This is a messenger RNA of Daucus carota subsp. sativus, 1537 nucleotides long. RefSeq lists its product as uncharacterized. The record is from RefSeq and is a predicted model, not a curated record. The transcript has 7 exons. Lineage: Eukaryota; Viridiplantae; Streptophyta; Magnoliopsida; Apiales; Apiaceae. Gene Ontology annotation, biological process: recombinational repair. Bases 82 to 1332 code for a protein of 416 amino acids.